GUGGGAAGGCUCAUGUCUCUCACCUGGGAGGGGGUGGCAGUCACACACACGCUGAACAGACAGCUGACUUCCUUCAUCAGAGUAAAAAGAUGCUUUCACCAAGCACCUUGGACCAAAUGAAUCAGUGUGAGAAACACUGAGGGGAUUGUGCUCUGGGAGCCAGUCACAACAGUCUUCCUUGUUCCUGGUUUAAAUGACGACAUUCCACUUAGCUACUGAGCCGUGACUGCUGCCAUUGUUUUUCACCAAAGAAAGAAAACCUACUGCAGACAAAAUGCGUGACAUGCUGGAGAGGCUGCACACCAUCAGUGAGGAGCAGGAGGACAACGAUCCAGAGUGUUAUGGCCUUGAGUAUGACAUAGACAAGAUGACUCUGUCUCAACAGGCAGUGGUGUUUGAGAACUCCUCAGCUAUCGACAGCAUCCUGAAGGAGGCCCACUCCAUACGGAAGGAGAUCUCCUUGCUACGCCUUGAGGUACAGCGUUUGAGCACACACAAUGAACGCUUUGGCACCUCUAUGCGACGCUUCACCCUACUCAAAAAGGACUCUGACGCAAUCGCCAGGGGGAUCCAGCAACGUGGUGAGGCCCUGUAUGUCCGCCUGCAGGCUCUGGGUAAGGAGAGCAGCGAGCUGGAGGAGAAGGAAGGUCAGAACUGCGCCGUCAGCCGCAUUGCCCGAGUUCAGUACGACACACUGACCCGAGCCUUCCACACCACCAUGAGUGACUACAACAAGGCCGAGGAGAUGCAGAAGAGUACAUGUCGGGGGAGGAUCCAGAGGCAGGCUUCCAUUUUGGGUACUGAAAUCACAGACGAGCAACUGGACGUGCUGGUGGACAAAGGUGGUGAGGGAUGGGCAGAGCUGUCCCAGAGUUUGCCGACAGAAGGCGCACGCUCAUGCCGGUGGGCGAUGUGCGAGAUUAAAGGCAGACACAAGGAGCUGGUGGAGCUGGAGGCCAGGAUGAAGGAGGUCCAUGAACUGUUCCUGAACAUGGCCGUGCUGGUGGAGGAGCAGGGAUGCAUGCUCAAUAACAUCGAGAGCAAUGUGUGUCGCACUGAAGAAUAUGUGGAAAAAAUCAACGUUCACAUCAAGAGGGCUUUACAGUACAAGAAGAAAAAUCCUUUUCGACAGUGUUGUCCCUGUCUACCCUGUUGGAGACACAACCAAACAUUUUAGGACUUAUUUUGACUUUAUGCAAUUGAAUGGAUCACUGAAAAACUAAUAGAAAUGUUUACCAAUGCUGACAGUAAUGGCCAACUGAAACGGAAUGUUAUGAAUGUGCUUUAUUCAUGGUAAAUCCAACCCCUGAAGAGUAGCACACUACAUUUCUUUACCUGAAGCUUUAAACUGUUCAAGGUUUGGAGUUACCAGCUGUCUAAAAUUUGAUUUACAGAAAAAUAAGAGAAUUAAUCUAAUUGUGAGUGUGUGUGCAUGAGAGAAGUUUACAUUUUAAAAGGAUGGUAUUUUAAUUUAAGUCGAAACACUGAACAUUUUGAGCAGUUCACUGAUAUGCAAAAUAAAUUCUGUUGUAAAUUAAACCCAGUUUGUCGUCACUGGCAGAACAUCAGUUUAGUCAGCUGGGUCAUGUGGGAAAGGUUCACAUGCUCCUCAGAAAUUCAGAAGAAUUGGAGUCACGAGAGUGAUCAGUGGCAGCAUGUAAGGAGGCUUGGUAAAUUGCAGCUGGUGCUGCUACAUGAGAUUCAAUAAGAAGAGCUGUGACUAUGCAGAAAUGCAGUAAAUGAUAAAGGUCACAAAGAGGAUACAUGCUGAGGUUACCUGUAGUCAUCGAAAUCUCAUUCUGGUUUGUUGUAAAUGGAAGAAAGUAAGCCAAGACAUUAUUGUGAGAGAGUAAAAUUGCCAAAGAUGAUGAGAGGUGUAUCAUGUUGGUGACAAAAAUUCUUUAAGUCUUGCAAGCCUGGUUUAAAAUAUCAAACUGAAUAUUGAUAAGAACUGCAAUUAUAGGCUGAGCAGUGUACAAACAUGGUAUCUGUCACACAGUGAAAUCAAGUUUAAAAGUAGAGGAAUGACAUCUAUUUCCUCAUUGAAGAAUGGGGAAAAAUCUGCUCUAGCGUUUUUCUUUGUUUCUGAAAAAUAACCAUCUGAUACACAGAAACCACAUCGGUGUAGCCAAACUUAAUGUGUUUGGGACAAAAAUAAGCUAUUGGGCUCCUCUAAAUACUCCUUUCCACUCCCCUUGAUGCAGUGUGUGUACUUUUUUUCUGGUAUCUUACAUGACCCCAGGUUUAUUGUGUGGUAAUUUGAUCAAAAAUGAAUUUAUUUGGACUAUGCAACAUAGAAAGCACUGCAUCAGGGACAAUUACAACACAGUGAACUGAGGGUCUGGAUCCUAGGACCAGUUGCUCAGAAUAAAAACAGAUAAAAUCACGUAAGGUAGACAUUCUACCCUCUCUUCUAUUACUAUUAUAUUAAAGCUACAUUUAAU
Molecule: messenger RNA, 2444 nt
Organism: Lates calcarifer (barramundi perch)
Lineage: Eukaryota; Metazoa; Chordata; Actinopteri; Centropomidae
Product: syntaxin-11
Exons: 3
Coding region: 275-1177 (300 amino acids)
Biological process (GO): synaptic vesicle fusion to presynaptic active zone membrane; intracellular protein transport; exocytosis
Cellular component (GO): plasma membrane; endomembrane system; presynaptic active zone membrane
Molecular function (GO): SNARE binding; SNAP receptor activity
Source: RefSeq, a predicted model, not a curated record